Molecule: messenger RNA, 1253 nt
Organism: Nezara viridula (southern green stink bug)
Lineage: Eukaryota; Metazoa; Arthropoda; Insecta; Hemiptera; Pentatomidae
Source: the annotation of a GenBank genome assembly
AACUUCUAAUUCGCUUCGUAAAUUCAUUUUUAGAUAAAAGACGUAUGAUCCGUACCUGAUCAUGUUAGCAGUAAAAAUAUUGAACAACGCUGGGUGUUAUAUCAUACAAUAAGUAUUUAACUCUUCGAAUUAAACUUAAGAAGAAAUAAUCCUAAUUCUAGAAUAUAAAUAUUAUUAAAUAAUUAUAAUACCUUUCAAUAUAAAACGGAAUUUUUAGUAAUUUUUGAAAAAAUAAAGAAACUUAGAAACACGCAAUUUUACUAUUAUGGUAACAGUGAUGAACUCUUACUAGCUUCCCUUGCGUAAUUAUUCGAGUUAACAGUUGCCAUUUUAGGAGAUUUAAGUGUAGUGUUUUGUUGGUUAGGUCUUAUUUAUCAAUCUCAUUUCAAAAUGGCCAUCAAAGGGAACAAUAUGAUACCAUUUGCACAUUUUCAUAAAGACUGGCAAAGAUUCAUCAAGACCUGGUUUAAGCAAACCAGCAAGAAGAAUAAAAGAAGAAUCACAAGAACUCGAAAGGCUACAAGAAAGGCACCCAGACCUGUGAAACUCCUCAGACCAACAGUGAGGUGCCCUAGUGUUAAAUAUAAUACAAGAUUAAGACUGGGAAGAGGAUUCACAUUAGAUGAAAUUAGAAGAGCGGGAUUGAAUGCGAAGUUUGCCAAAACGAUUGGCAUUGCUGUUGACCACAGGAGGAGAAACAAAUCUGUUGAGCCAAUGUUAAUUAAUGUACAACGUUUGAAAGAGUAUAUGGCCAAGUUAAUCCUUUUCCCUUUCAAAAGAAGCAAGAAACUGAAGAAAGGAGAGGCAGCAGAAUCAGAAAGGAAGUUGGCCACUCAGUUGGUAGUUCCAAUAUCAAUAAAAAAUACAACUACAAAGUUGAAAGCUCGAGUGGUCACUGAAGUUGAAAAGAAUUUCAACUGCUAUGCUGCUCUUAGAAUGGCUCGAGCAGAUGUCAAGUUGAUAGGAAUGAAAAUGAAGAAACUGAAAGAGGCAUCAGAAAUAGAAAUGCCUGUUUCUGAGAAGAGCAAGAAGAAAAAGAGGAAGCACUGAAAGUUUGAAAAAAACUAAAGGUUGAAGUUGUGUUUGAAUUGAGGUUAAAUAGUUUUUCGAACAAAUGUUGCUACAAUGUAUUUUUAAAGCUUUGAUUAUUUUAAUACUUUAUUUUGUUUGCACAGUUCUUCAGCUGCUAUGUUUGUAAUUUAUCCUUUUAUUACUUAAAUAAAUUAGACAUUUAUAUAUUUUUUUAAAUCACA